Molecule: messenger RNA, 865 nt
Organism: Humulus lupulus (European hop)
Lineage: Eukaryota; Viridiplantae; Streptophyta; Magnoliopsida; Rosales; Cannabaceae
Product: F-box protein SNE
Exons: 1
Coding region: 113-616 (167 amino acids)
Biological process (GO): gibberellic acid mediated signaling pathway; regulation of gibberellic acid mediated signaling pathway
Cellular component (GO): SCF ubiquitin ligase complex
Molecular function (GO): protein binding
Source: RefSeq, a predicted model, not a curated record
UCUUAACACUCCCUCCCUCCCCAUCUCUCACUCUCGCUCUCACUCUCUCUCUCUCUCUCCUUUACUCUCUUUCUCCCUAGAGUCUCAAAAGCUUCCGGCAGGUGCAACCACCAUGGAAAUAUAUAGAAUCUCCAAAACCAUGCAGCAAAAUGACAUCGGAGUAGCAUAUAGAGAUUACACAAAACGACAAGCGUUUUGUAUUAACGACCACAUUGACAUCCUCAUAGAGGUCCUGAAGCGCCUAGACGGGGCCUCGCUCGGCGUGGCCGCCUGCGUGUGCCGACUCUGGUGCGCCCUCGCCCGCAACGACUCCCUAUGGGAGCACCUAUGCUUUCGCCACGUGUCGUCUCCACCGCCUCCUACAGUGCGGCCCGUGGUGGUGGCGCUCGGCGGGUAUAAGCGGCUCUACAUGGUCUGCGUCCGACCCGUGCUGAGUCGACUCGGCGGAGACUCGGGCGUGCUCCGACGCCGCAUCUGGACUCGGGACGAGGUCCAGCUCUCGCUCUCACUCUUCUGCGUCGAUUACUACGAGAGGCUUGGUAAGCUCGGUGGCGGUGGUGCUAGUGACGCCUCUGCAUCGUCUCUCAUGUUCCUCUGCAAGCCUGUGAACGUUUGAUAUGUUUGACUUUUUCUGAACUGUUGAUGAAAUAGCAAUAAAAGUUGAACUAAAAUAACAUCAACGAAUGUGGGUGGUAGUAGUACGUAGUAUUAUUUUUGUUAUUAUAUACAUAAUAUAUUCUGGAAAAAAAUAUUUAAUAAGAGAAAGUGAUGACGUGAUUAUUCUUUUUUUUAUUAGCGCUAUACCUAUUUUUGUUAAUUUGUAAGGAAACAUAUGAAGUUUAAAGUUUGACUACAGUUCCAUUUA